Messenger RNA from Anolis sagrei ordinatus, 1538 nucleotides. RefSeq names its product 28 kDa heat- and acid-stable phosphoprotein. Gene Ontology annotation, cellular component: cytosol. Gene Ontology annotation, molecular function: RNA binding. NCBI's taxonomy places the organism in Eukaryota, Metazoa, Chordata, Lepidosauria, Squamata, Anolidae. The record is from RefSeq and is a predicted model, not a curated record.
UCGUGCCCAAUGGAGGGAAGAGGAAGAGGCCCCUGUUUCCGCUUCCGGGCCGCCCUUCAGCCCAGGGAGUUGUGAGAGGGGGAAGGACUCGCCUGCUGCCGGAGCCGACGCCGCCAUUAUCAUCCUCGCGAUGCCCAAAGGAGGUAGGAAAGGGGGCCACAAAGGCCGAGCACGGCAAUACACAAGCCCAGAGGAGAUCGAUGCCCAACUCCAAGCAGAGAAACAGAAGGCCAAGGAGGAAGAGGAGGAAGAGGAAGGAGGUGACGGGGCAACAGGUGAACCCAAAAAGAAGGAGAAAUCGCUAGAUUCAGAUGAAAGCGAGGAGGAGGAAGAUGAAGACUACCAGCCAAAGCACAAAGGAGUGGAAGGCAUGAUCGACAUAGAGAAUCCCAAUCGUGUUGCACAGACGGCCAAAAAAGUCACUCAGAUAGACAUGGAGAGCCCCAGGGAAUUGUCGCGAAGAGAGCGGGAAGAAAUUGAAAAACAGAAAGCGAAAGAGCGAUACAUGAAGAUGCAUCUCGCUGGCAAAACGGAACAGGCCAAGGCCGAUCUCGCCCGGUUAGCUAUCAUCCGGAAACAGAGGGAAGAGGCAGCGAAAAAGAAAGAGGAGGAGAGGAAAGCUAAAGACGACGCAACUUCGACAGGCAAAAGACUGCAGUCGCUGUCCCUGAACAAGUAAGUGCCGGCCGCCGGAGAGGAGAGGGGAGCUUGCAGGGACGCUGCCUGGCCGGCCACCCCCCCGCCGGGCGCUCUGCCGCACCCCAACCCGCACGGGGAGGCCGCACGGGGAAGCGCACCGCGUGCCGCGGGGCGACGUCUCCACACUUUUAAAGAGACACUGACAGCAACACGUUUGUCUUCUUCUUCUUCUUCAUCUGGGCACAGGAUUCCAUGGGGAGGUUGGGCGGGGGCGGUGGGGUGGGUUGUGGGAGGCAAUGGGAGGAGGGCUGGGUUUGGGGAAAUAUUAAUCUGUUUUGGUGCAGCAUCGCCAGGGAACCGUAAUUCUCCGUUCCUGGUCGGACACCGUAAACACAGAACGGUUUCAGAUCGGAGAUCUCAUAAUCCCGGGGAGAGGCGGGAGGGUACCUUUUGGCAAGAAACUUGGGCAAAAACCUAUAGUUGGUAAUAUUGACAGGUAUAGAAAGACAGACACAAUUCCAGUAGUUUUGGCAAGAAACUUGGGCAAAAACCUAUAGUUGGUAAUAUUGACAAGUAUAGAAAGACACAUUUCCACAAUUCCAAAGUACUGGGGGCUGUUUGUGGAUCUGACCGCAGAGAGGCCCAUAGUAAACAAAGCCUUAUUAUGUGGCUAUUUGGGUCUCUACUCCCACUUUACAUCCUCCCUUCGCCUAUUUUGUUUUUCCAAAGCCAUCCCAAAUUGUGUUCCUUCUCCUCCCAAAAAAAAGGGGGAUAGUGGCUUUUUAACCGCAAAACAAAACCAGAGAACUCUUUUCUCGAUUGUGUGACCUUGUUGGAAGAGAUUCAAAUUGGAAGCAAAACGUGUAUAUUUGGCUGAAUAAAGUUUAAAUUAUCGUAAA